AUGCUUCCUUAUGUCAAGAUUUUCCAAAAAAAAAUAAAUAAAAAAGACAGAAUAGAAAACAGCGUCAUCACGAAGCGAGUACGAAGCACACUCGGCGCCAUAAUCCGUUUAAACUGCGUGGCAGCUGGAAUGAACAAUCAACAACAGUCCCGUGACGGCCAGCAACAGUCCCAACAACAAGGAAGCUCUCUCAUCCUGGGUCCUAACAGAAAACGAUCCUAUUCCUCGGACGAUGGUGACAACAACAUCAAUUCAACUAGCAACAAUGCUAAUGCCCAGAGUGGGGCACCUGGAGGUACCCCAACGUCCACUUCUACUCAAUCCUCUUCUUCUACGACUUCUGUCUCUAUUUCUGACGGUGGCGAUAAUCGGAGGACAAGCCGUCGGAAGAAAGCAAGGGUGAGUGAACCGGUUGAGUACAAGGAAAUGGACGAGCAAUUAGCAAAUCUGUCUGAAGAAGAAUACGUCUCUGAAGAAGAAAAAGAAAAGAAAAAUGAAAAGGAGAAGGAAAAGAUGAAAGUAGAAGAGCCAGAAGUGGAAAGUGAGAAUGAUGACCCAACAGUUGCAAUUUCAGGACUAGAAGGUGCUGCCUUCCAGAGCCGACUGCCUUAUGACAAAAUCACUUCCCAAGAAGCAGCUUGCUUUCCUGACAUUUUACAAGGCCCACCAACAGCACAGAAAAUCUUCCUCUACAUUCGCAAUAGACUGCUUCAAUUAUGGUUAGAAAAUCCCAAACUGCAAAUAACUGUAGAGAAUUGUCUUCCUCAGAUUGAACCCCCUUACAACAGUGAUGGUCCAUUAGUGAUGAGAAUUCAUGCUUACCUUGACCGAUAUGGUUACAUCAAUUUUGGUGUUUUCAAACGACUCAAACCUUUGCCAGUCAAGAAGCAUGGCCGUGUGGUUAUCAUUGGAGCUGGAAUGGCUGGCCUGACUGCAGCAAGGCAACUGAUAUCUUUUGGCAUGGAUGUUACAAUUCUGGAAGCUCGAGAUCGUGUUGGAGGCAGAGUGGCUACAUUCCGUAAAGGCAAUUAUGUUGCUGAUUUAGGAGCAAUGGUUGUUACGGGUUUAGGAGGCAACCCAAUUACUGUGUGCAGCCGACAAAUCAACAUGGAGCUUCAUAAAAUCAAACAAAAAUGUCCUCUUUAUGAGAGUAAUGGAGCAACAGUUCCUAAAGAUAAGGAUGAAAUGGUAGAGAGAGAAUUUAAUCGUUUGUUGGAAGCCACAUCUUACCUUUCACAUCAGUUGGAUUGUAAUUUCAUUAAUAACAAACCUUUAUCUCUGGGACAGUCUUUGGAAGCUGUCAUCAAAUUACAAGAGAAACAUGUUAAAGAGAAACAAUGUGAACAUCAGAGAAACAUUAUUGAACUUCAAGAAAAACUAAAGAAAAACCAAACAGCGAUGCUGGAAUGCAAAGAGAAAGUCCAAGAAUUACAUCGACAGUGGAAGACGGCCUCUGAAGUGAAGAGUCCCCGAGAUAUCACUGCUGAAUUUUUGGUCAAAAGCAAACUCAGAGAUCUCAAUGCUGCCUGCAAAGAAUAUGAUGUUCUUGUUACACAACAAAAAGAAAUAGAAGAAAAACUUCAGGAACUUGAAUCUCUUCCCCCCAGUGAUGUCUACCUGUCUUCACGUGAUCGUCAGAUACUUGACUGGCAUUUUGCCAAUCUGGAGUUUGCCAAUGCCACACCACUGUCCACUUUAUCUCUCAAACAUUGGGAUCAAGAUGAUGGCUUUGAAUUUUCUGGUAGUCAUCUAACAGUCCGAAAUGGUUAUUCUUGUGUUCCUAUGGCUUUGGCUGAAGGCUUAGACAUUAAACUUAACACUGCUGUUCGACAAAUCCGUUAUUCUGCUACAGGUGUUGAAGUGACGACGACAAAUGCACGCAACAGCAGCAACCCAAUGACUUACAAAGGAGAUGCUGUCCUUUGCACUUUACCCUUGGGUGUGUUGAAAGAUUGUGUGCUGCGAAGCAAUGGUGCCAACACUGUCCAGUUCUCGCCGUCAUUGCCAGACUGGAAGACGGCAGCAAUACAAAGACUUGGAUUUGGAAACUUAAACAAGGUGGUGUUGUGUUUUGACCGAAUGUUUUGGGAUCCCAAUGCCAAUCUGUUUGGCCAUGUCGGAAGCACCACAGCCAGCCGUGGGGAGCUGUUCUUGUUUUGGAAUUUGUAUAAAGCACCAGUGCUGCUUGCCCUUGUGGCCGGAGAAGCAGCAGCUAUCAUGGAGAAUGUCAGUGAUGAUGUUAUCAUUGGUCGAUCAAUUGCUGUUCUCAAGGGUAUAUUUGGAAACAAUGCUGUGCCCCAGCCUAAAGAAACCUUGGUAACCCGAUGGCGAGCUGACCCUUGGGCUCGUGGUUCUUACUCUUAUGUUGCUGCUGGUUCCUCUGGUAAUGAUUAUGACUUAAUGGCAACCCCAGUGUGCCCAAACCCAGCUGUGGCAGGUGGCCCUCCUCAGCCUGGAAACCUCCCCAGGCUCUUCUUUGCAGGAGAACACACAAUUCGUAACUAUCCAGCCACUGUUCAUGGAGCCCUCCUCAGUGGUUUCCGUGAAGCUGGACGUAUUGCUGACCAGUUCCUGGGUGCUCCUUAUGCCCUCCCUCAGAGGCCACCUGUAGCAGCACAUGUAGCCUAG
Acanthosepion pharaonis is the source of this 2628-nucleotide messenger RNA. The record is from the annotation of a GenBank genome assembly. NCBI's taxonomy places the organism in Eukaryota, Metazoa, Mollusca, Cephalopoda, Sepiida, Sepiidae.